Molecule: messenger RNA, 651 nt
Organism: Rotaria sp. Silwood2
Lineage: Eukaryota; Metazoa; Rotifera; Eurotatoria; Philodinida; Philodinidae
Source: the annotation of a GenBank genome assembly
AUGUUUCUUACACUGGUUUUAGUCGUUAUUCUUCUAAUUCUCUACCAUCAAAUUCGUUCAUUACGUUAUUUUUCCUCUCGCUCAACUCCUGGUCCUCAUCCUUCACUCUUCUUCGGUAAUCUGCGUCAAUUAUGGAAGUGUCAAAGUAUUAGUCGUCAACUCCAACUUUGGACCCAAAAAUAUGGGCCAAUCUACGGUUUCUACGAAGGUGCUUAUCAACGUAUUUGGGUUGUCAGUGAUGUGAACUUUCUUGAAGAUGUAUUUAUUAGACAAUUUUCACUCUUUACAUCGCGUAAACCAAUUGCAAUUUUCCUUAAUCCAAAUGAAAAGUAUCCAAAUGAUAUCGUUCAAGCUGAUGUGUAUUCACUUCAUUAUUCUUUUGAUCUCUGGGGACCAAUUGAUCCAGCUCUAUUUUAUCCUGAUCGUCAUCUUACACAACAAUCACAAUCUGCUUUCCUGACAUUUGGCUUAGGUCCACGUCAGUGUAUUGGCAUGCGUUUUGCUAUGUUAGUCAUUAAAUUAACAUUGAUACGUUUAUUGAAAGAGCACACGAUGGUACAAAGUAACAAAUUAGAAGAAAAUUGGCGUUUGAAUGAUAAACGUGUUAUAACACCACAAAACUGUUGGAUCCGAUUAGAAAAGAGACAAUGA